Molecule: messenger RNA, 2710 nt
Organism: Myxocyprinus asiaticus (Chinese sucker)
Lineage: Eukaryota; Metazoa; Chordata; Actinopteri; Cypriniformes; Catostomidae
Gene: eefsec
Product: eukaryotic elongation factor, selenocysteine-tRNA-specific
Exons: 7
Coding region: 268-2007 (579 amino acids)
Biological process (GO): selenocysteine incorporation
Molecular function (GO): GTP binding; translation elongation factor activity; GTPase activity
Source: RefSeq, a predicted model, not a curated record
GCCAGCGCAGGAAAAAAAAAAAAAAAAAAACCUCUGUCAAAUUUCAGCAAAGUUUGCUGAAUUCAGAAAGAAUAAUUUAAGGUGUUUAUCAUGUAAUUUAAUUUCUCACGUCACAAAGAAAGUGAUUAUAGCUAAAUUCCAACCAGUUACAGUCAUUUGCUUUAUUGAAAGUUUAAUAUUGAGCCGGUGGGACUGAAAACAGCGUUGCUUACUGUCAACAUCCCAAAGUCUGCUCACUCAUUCUGGAACAGACUUGGUGGACCAGGCAUGGCAGAUCCCGGUAACUGCUCCAGUCUCCAGAGAACUCUCAACUUUAACGUCGGUGUCCUCGGACAUGUGGACAGCGGCAAAACGUCGCUUGCCCGGGCGCUGAGCAGCACCGCCUCCACCGCAGCAUUCGACAAGAACCCUCAGUCCAAAGAGCGAGGCAUCACGCUGGAUCUCGGGUUCAGUGCGUUUACUGUGCCCUUACCAGAGCACCUGAGGGAGGCCUGCGGAGACCGAGAAUACGACAGUCUGCAGUUCACACUGGUCGACUGCCCGGGUCAUGCCUCCCUCAUACGCACUAUCAUCGGAGGUGCUCAGAUCAUUGACCUGAUGAUGUUGGUGGUUGACAUUGUGAAAGGUAUGCAAACACAAACAGCAGAGUGCCUUUUGAUAGGCCAGCUCACCUGUUCCCGCAUGGUCGUUAUCCUCAACAAAACAGACCUGUUGCCUAGUGACAAGAGACAGGCGGCCAUUGACAAGAUGACCAAGAGGAUGCACAAAACCCUUGAGAACACUAGAUUUAAAGGCUGCACUGUAAUAGCUGUGGCAGCAAAGCCUGGUGGUCCUGAGGCCCCUGAUACAGAGAAGGCACAAGGAAUCACUGAACUCAUAGAAUUACUGAAGGCCCAGGCUUUCCUUCCUCGUAGAGAUCCAUCAGGUUCUCUUCUGAUGGCUGUAGAUCACUGUUUCUCCAUCCGUGGCCAAGGAACUGUCAUUACUGGCACCAUCCUACAAGGGUCGCUGUGUGUGAAUGAUACUGUGGAGAUACCUGCUCUAAAGGUAACCCGUAAGGUGAAAUCUGUGCAGAUGUUUCGUAAGCCAGUUCCUAGUGCCAUGCAAGGGGAUCGGGUUGGUGUAUGUGUGACACAGUUUGACCCAAAGCUACUGGAACGAGGUGUAGUAUGCACACCAGGUUCAUUGCAAACUCUUUAUGCUGCUAUUAUAUCUAUUCAAAAGAUUGAAUACUAUCGUGGAGCACUUAGCAGCCGUGGAAAGUACCACAUUACCGUUGGACACGAAACUGUUAUGGGGCAUAUUUCAUUCUUCAAUCGAGUGCUUCCCAACAACAAAUCAGGAGAUGGUAGCCUCAACUCUCAGGAGCAAAGCUCAAACUCUUUCUCAUUUGAUUGGGAGUUUCACCAUCUAGAUGAGUAUUUGACAGAGGGUGAGAGAAGGGAACCACAACAAUGGGCGUUACUUGAGUUUGAACGGCCGGUCACAUGUCCAUCACUUUGCUUAGUGAUUGGGUCACGGCUGGACUCAGAUAUCCAUGGUAACACAUGCAGGCUUGCCUUUCACGGAAAGCUAUUGGAAGGGUUCGAGGACAAAAACUACACCGAAACCACACUGCCUCGGCUCAAAAUCAGCAAAGACAAGCAGAAAGAAGGAGCUGUGGAGCGGGUGACAGAUGACUACACUGUGAUUGGUCGAAACCUGUUUAAGAAGGAGACCAACCUUCAGCUGUUUGUGGGCUUAAAAGUCACACUGUCGACUGGAGAGACAGGAUACAUUGAAGGGAGUUUUGGCCAGAGUGGCAAGAUUAAAAUCAGAAUACCAGAGGGGCUGAAAGAAGAAACCAAACAGCUUCUAUCCACUUCCUCUAAGAAGAAGGGCAAAGGUGGAAACAAAAAUGAAUCAUCCAAAUCAGAGGAAACCAAACCAGACUCUCAGCCAGUCACCAUUCACCUGAACUUCAAACGCUAUAUUUAUGACCCCCAUAAAAAGAUGGUGCAGUCCUGAUCCUCACAUUGAUCACUCUUGAAGAAACCACUUAAGUAGAGCUUAAAGGGGAAGUUUAACAGAAAUAAAAAUGUUCUGAUCAGUGAGAUCAGAUGCUGUGUAAACUAAUGACUGAGAUAUGGAGCUUGAAACUUUUGUACAUGUUUUCUGAGUUUCUAUUAUGUUACCAUUAUUUCUCGCAACCUAGUUACAUAUAGAAAAAUAAAACGAUUCAAAUUAGUUAAAAAGAUAAAGGAUGUAAUGUUCACGACAGCUUUCCCAUUCUGACAGAUGCUGGUAUAUGCUUGCUAAUAAAAAAAAUCCAUUAGUUAAACCAGGUAAUUUUAUUUGGUAUGCAAGUGUGUGUGAAGAGUGUGUGUCUUUGUGUUAGCAUAGUGAGAGGGUUCUUUAGACAUGGCUUUAGGGCAGGACAUAUUGUAUGUUUAGUCAAAUAUUUUUCUUGGUAAAUCUUGUGCAAAAUACGUUUCUACACACCUUACCCUCAGUAACCCCAUUUAUAAAUGUAAAUUUUUUUCCAUUACUCAAAUGUGUGUUUUUAAUUUUGCAUGUAUGUUUCCAAAACAUACAUGCAAGUAAUAAGAGAGAGAGAGAGAGGGAGAGACAGGAAAAAAGAAAACCGAAUGACCUUUUUAGCACUGCAAUGACUCUUAUUGUUUACCUUUACAGAUUUGUAUGUCUAUUCCUGUUUCAGUUUGACAACUUG